AUCUUAAGCAGUUCUGUGAACCAAAGUCUAGACUCCAUAAACAAACGUUUAGGAUUUAGGAUGUUUCUGGUUUUAAAACAUUCUCUGUGUUACACUAUCCAUUAAACUAAAACAUUUUCUAUAGAUCAUGGAGUGGACUUGGAGACUCAUUUUUAUUUGGGGAUUUAUCCUUCUCAGUUUCACUCUUACUCUCCAGGCAGCUAACUUGGCUCUGGGUGGAGUGGCUGCUGUGUCUUCAAUUUGGGACUCCUGGACCGCACCAAGCUUGGCAAUUGAUGGCAAUCCUGAUUCAACCUAUAGUCAUAGGAGCUGUGUUUCUACUCUGUACCAGGACAACCCCUGGUGGAGAGUGGACUUGGGGGGUCUGUAUAACAUCUCAACAAUUGUAAUCCUCCGAAGAUCCGAUUGCUGUGCUCUUGAGCUAAAAGGGGCAGAAAUCCGCAUUGGUAACUCAUUGGAGAAUAAUGGCAACAACAAUCCCAGAUGUGGAGUUGUCACCGUGACCAGUGAUGUUACCAUGACCUUCCACUGCAACCAAAUGAUAGCACGCUACGUCAACAUUGUCAUCCCUGGAGUAAAUAAGAGACUUACGCUUUGUGAGGUCAAAGUGUUUGCCUACUUUACAGGAGCUAACAUGGCUCUGGGUGGAGUGGCUGCACAGUCUUCACUUUAUUUCCCCUGGACUCUACCAAGCACGGUGAUUGAUGGCAAUACUGAUUCAAACUAUUUUGAUGGGAGCUGUUCUUCAACUCAGUGGCAGAAAAACCCAUGGUGGAGAGUGGACAUGUUGGCUCCGUAUGACAUCUUAUCAGUUGAAGUCACUCGACGUACAGAUUGCUGCAUUUAUGAUCUAAACGGGGCAGAAGUCCGCAUUGGUAACUCACUGGAGAACAAUGGCAACAACAAUCCCAGAUGUGGAGUUAUCUCUGUGACCAGUGCCGUUACCGUGAACUUCAACUGUAGCCAGAUGACAGGACGCUACGUCAAUAUUUUUAUUCCUCGAGUAGGAUAUGUUCAGCUUUGUGAGGUCAAAGUGUAUGCCACUACCAGCGUUACAGGAGUAAACGUGGCACCGAGAGGAAUAGCUACGCAGUCUGCACAACCAGCUUCUGCAGAAACUGCUCCAUCUAAGGCCAUUGAUGAAAACCCUGGGCCAGAGGCUCCACGAGACACCUGUGCCUCAGUCCCACUGCAAGACAACCCCUGGUGGCAACUGGACCUUCGGAGUAUCUACCGCAUUAGUAAUGUGUCUAUCACCAGCGACUGCUGCUCAGAGAACUUGACCGGUGCUGAGAUCCACAUUGGCCUCAGGAAUGACACCAAGAACCAGAGGUGUGCCAUCAUCUACAUUGCAGACGGACAGCAACAAUACAACUACAAUUGUGGGAUAAUGGAAGGUCGCUUCAUCCAUGUUGUUCUUCCUGGACUACAGAAGACUUUGACCAUUUGUGAAGUACAGGUGUAUGGUACUGUGCUAGAUAAUGUGGCUUUGAGAGGAGUGGCUUUUCAAUCUUCCUCAAAAUUAACCGGAUAUGAAGCCAGCAAAGUUAUUGAUGGCCAGCCGUUUUCCACCUGCAGCAUAACUGAAGACAAACCCAGUCAGUGGGUGAUGGUGGAUCUACUGGUUCCCUACAAUGUGACUGUGAUCCAACUUGCCUACAGUCAGGACUGCUGCUAUAGUAGUGAUGUUCGAGUGGACAAAACAAGCUGCAUGGUCAUCCCAAGUAGUUCACAAUCACUGGUGACCCUGGAUUGCGGUGGGAUUGUGGGUCGCUAUGUGACUGUAAUACAUCCUGACAUACCACCGCCUCUGUGUGAGGUUGAGGUCUACAGCACUUGGGAGAAUCCUCAGAAUACAUAUCCUCAGCAGCUCCCACCCAGUGAUUACUGCCUCUUUGAUUCCUGCAGCCGUGACUACAUUCUCAUUCGCAAUGAACCUAAGUCAUGGUUUAAAGCCCAGACCUACUGCAGAGAGAGGUUCACUGACCUGGCCACCAUCAGCAACGCUAACGACAUGAACAGGGUUGUUGACAAAAUGAAUAAUGACUUCAACGACUUUUGGAUUGGGCUGUAUCAGGGUAACUUAACCUGGAGGUGGUCUUUGUCAGAUGAGGGUUACUAUGGAGAUGGUGAAGCUGAGUUCAGGAACUGGGGUGUUGGUGAACCCAACGCUGAGAGUGGCAUCCAGCACUGUGCUGGCAUACAACACACGGGUGAAUGGAGAGACCUGGACUGUGACUUACCUAACUACUUCUUAUGCUUUGAUGGCAGAAACGGCACACUAGAAACCAAGAUUCUUGUGGAAACAGCAAUGAAUUGGACCGAUGCUCGACGCUACUGCAUGGUGUACCACACAGACCUGCUCAGCAUAAGGAACCCGGCUGAGAACAAUGAAAUCCAGAGCAUGGUGCCGGUAGAAAAGCUGGCCUGGAUUGGCCUUUUUGAAGACUCCUGGAAGUGGUCAGAUGGGAAUUACUCCUCAUUCAGAUACUGGUCUCAGGGACUAGUCGACAGCUUAGGAGAGAGUCCAAAAUGUGCUUAUGUCUCUGACAGGAAAUGGAGCGUAAGGUCCUGUGACACCAAAUCUAUGUUUCUCUGCUACUACUUUAAGAAGAGAUCUGUCGUGAGGAUCAAUGCUGACUUUGACAUGAGUGACCCAGUCAUCCAACAACAAAUCUUGAGCCAGUUGGAGGCAGAGAUGAAAAAAAAGGGCAUCAGUGAUUUUAAGAUCAGCUGGAGGAUGUCUGGACGUGUUUCACACAAGGAAGACAGCACAAAUUAAAAAGUGCGUGCAGCCUGAAGGGGCUGGAACAGGAGUCUUGCUUCUCGGGCUGCGGACUGAAGUUGAACAACUACUAAUGUGUGUACUUGAGGGAAUAAACAGGGAAAGAAGUAGAGUAAGAUGACAAAAUAUGCCUACAGUAAGCAAACACAGCAUGAUAAGAUUGUAUGUAAGUUGCUUUACCUAUGUGUCAAUGUCAUUUUGACACGUCAUGACUUUGUAGCCAAUUCAAAAUAAUCAUAUACACUGUAUUGUGUGAAACCAUGAAUCUUUCUGAACAUAGUGUGUUAUGUUAAAGAGUUUAACUAUGUCUUGCUCUCUCUUGUGAGAUAUU
This is a messenger RNA of Perca fluviatilis (European perch), 3116 nucleotides long. RefSeq lists its product as uncharacterized. The record is from RefSeq and is a predicted model, not a curated record. The coding region runs from base 128 to 2782 and encodes 884 amino acids. The transcript is spliced from 15 exons. NCBI's taxonomy places the organism in Eukaryota, Metazoa, Chordata, Actinopteri, Perciformes, Percidae.